Gambusia affinis (western mosquitofish) is the source of this 2695-nucleotide messenger RNA. RefSeq names its product DEAH (Asp-Glu-Ala-His) box polypeptide 32a (gene dhx32a). Gene Ontology annotation, cellular component: intracellular anatomical structure; spliceosomal complex. The coding region runs from base 314 to 2521 and encodes 735 amino acids. The record is from RefSeq and is a predicted model, not a curated record. NCBI's taxonomy places the organism in Eukaryota, Metazoa, Chordata, Actinopteri, Cyprinodontiformes, Poeciliidae. The transcript has 11 exons. Gene Ontology annotation, molecular function: RNA binding.
UGUUAUUAGGUUUGGAAACCCAGACAGUCAUUGGUGGAAACAUCCUCGACCUCGAAGUACAUUCUCUACCUUCCACGUAUGAGUGAUGUAGGAGAGAUUAUGACACAGACCCAAGCUGGGACAACUUUCAGUGGUCAGCAUGAAGCGCACGUGCGAUGUCACGUUGGGACCAAAUUGCUCAUCAGUGCGGACAGGCCGUCAGCAAGUUGCCCUGCGAGCAAUUUCACCAGCACAAUUUCAGCACAACUGGGACCAUUAUUGAACCGUUUCGUCCUAAAAAAUAGUUUAUUUAUCGAAGAACUAUUUCUGUGUCAUGUCGAUUGAAAGUAAUUCCAUAGAAGCAGAUAUUUUCUCGGAGAGCGGGGAAGAAAGUUCGUCAUUUGGUUUUGGAGAUGAUCUGGAAUUAAACCAGUUCGAUGGGCUGCCCUUUUCCUCUCGGUACUACGAGUUACUGGAAAAGAGAAAGGCUCUUCCAGUGUGGAAGGUCAGGAGUAAGUUUGAAGAUGCCCUAGAAAACAACCAGCUGGUUAUUGUGUCUGGAGUAGCACAAACUGGCAGCAGUACGCAGAUUCCUCAGUGGUGUGCAGAGUUCUGUCUGUCCGCCCAGUUUCAGCAUGGCGCGGUUGUGUGUACACAGACUAACAAAAAGCAAGCUGUGGAUCUUGCUCUGCACGUGGCUGAUGAAAUGGAUGUGAACAUCGGUCAUGAGGUUGGCUACACCAUCCCUCUGGAGACCUGUUGCUCCUCUGACACUGUCCUAAGAUAUUGCACUGAUGACAUGUUGCUGAGAGAAAUGAUGUCAGACCCUUUUCUGGAACAAUACGGAGUCAUUAUUAUAGAUCAGGCCCAUGAAAGGACAGUUAGCACAGACAUCCUGCUGGGUCUCCUCAAGAACAUCCUCCUGCAGAGGCCGGAGAUCAAGGUGGUGGUCCUCGCCAUGUCCGCUGUGGUGGACAGGCUCUUGGGUCACUACGGAAGCGUCCCACUCAUCAAACUAGAGAUCUCUGGUUCUCCUGAGGUGGUGUAUACCAAAAUGAACAACAAAGACUAUUUUUACCUUGCACUUGCACUGCUUCAGGAGAUCCACCUUACCAAAGAGAUUGGAAAUGUCAUUGUGUUUUUGGCAUCAGAGGAGGAUGUCCGCAGAGCUUGGAGUAUCAUUCAAAGUGAGAGCCCCAGACUGGAAGAUGGACUGGACCAAAUCACACCAAUCGUUUUGUGCCCAAGCCAGCAAGGGUCCUCACCUUUACUGAUUGAACAAGCAGGCGCCACAAAUUCCAAGAGGGUUUUUCUUUUGACCCAUAAACAGGAGGCUGUGUGGUUGGCUGGGCAAUCAGCCAACUUUGUCAUUGACACAGGUGUCCAGAAAAAAAUGAUUUACAAUCCAAGAGCAAGAGCUUUCUCUGAGGUGCUUCAACCCAUCAGUCAGUGUCAAGCAGAUGUGCGCAAAUGCCUGUGUUCAUCAGCAGGUAAAUGUUUCCGACUGUAUCCUGAAUCGAGUCUACCCAUGGCUGAAACCUACCCACAGAUCCUGGACUGUAACAUUACACCAACUGUCCUCUACCUAAAGAGAAUGGAGAUAGCUGGUCUUGGGCAGUGUCACUUUAUCGAAAGACCAGAUCCAGAAGGUCUCAUGCAGGCCUUGGAGGAGCUGGACUACCUUGCAGCUUUAGACGAUGAUGGGAACUUGUCUGAAAUUGGCAUCAUCAUGUCUGAAAUCCCUCUAGAUCCUCAGAUGGCUAAAGCUCUGUUAGCGUCCUGCGAGUUUGACUGCGUUAGUGAGAUGCUGACAAUCGCAGCCAUGCUGUCAGCACCAAGCUGCUUCCUGCGGCCAGCUGGCAGCAUGACCCAAGAGGCAUUAAAGUGUCAGAGAAAGUUCCAACAUCCUGAGGGCGAUCACUUCACGCUCAUAAAUAUCUACAAUGCCUUCAAACAAAAACAAAAAGAUCAAUACUUGAAUGUGAAAACCUGGUGCCAAGAUUAUUUUCUGGAUCAUUCCGCCCUGAACAUCGCUGACACUAUUAGAUCAGAGCUGUCUAGCACCCUGAACCGAAUUGAGCUUCCCAUUUCUGAACCGGCCUUUGGAACCAAGACAAACACUAACGACAUAAAAAGAGCCCUCCUGGCUGGAUUCUUCAUGCAGAUUGCUCGAGAUGUGGAUGGAUCGGGGAAUUAUCUCAUUCUGACGAACAACCACGUGGCCCAGUUGCACCCGUUCUCUGGCUAUGGAGUUCAGUCACACAAACUGGGACUACCAGAGUGGGUUGUCUUCAACGAAUACGCCCUCUCUGAAAACAGCCUGAGAACAGUGUCGGAGAUUUCCCCUCAAGUGUUCAAUGAAAUGGCACCGAUGUACUUCUUCUACAAUCUGCCCCCUAGUGAAAGCAAAGACAUACUGCAAGACAUGUUGGACUCUGAGGAAUCCAGACGUUGCACAAAGAAACAAACCACAAACAGAAACAGUGACACUGACAGAAGCUGGGCAGCUGGAACACAAACUGACAAAUGUGUGAUUCAGUGAGCUGAAGCAUAUGGGUUGCAGUUUUGAAACGGAUUACACAAGUAAAAUAUUUGUAGCAGAUACAAUCUACAGGGAUUUUUUGUAGCCUGAAGGCUUUUGUAAACACUUCACAAAUGACUAGAGAGCUGACAUAUUGAAAACGAUAUCAGUAAUAAGUUCCAGUACGUAGAUUUG